Molecule: messenger RNA, 747 nt
Organism: Fonsecaea erecta
Lineage: Eukaryota; Fungi; Ascomycota; Eurotiomycetes; Chaetothyriales; Herpotrichiellaceae
Product: magnesium-dependent phosphatase-1
Exons: 1
Coding region: 1-747 (248 amino acids)
Molecular function (GO): acid phosphatase activity
Source: RefSeq, a predicted model, not a curated record
AUGCCGAAACCACGCGCGUCCCAGCGUCCUCAAUCCACCUCUUCCUCCAUCCCCGCGACAUUCACCGACUCCCUCCCCCUCCCUACGGUCAUAGUCUUCGAUCUAGACUAUACACUCUGGCCCUUUUGGGUUGACACGCACGUCUCUGCCCCCGUGAAACCGCAGAACUCAACACCAGGGGCGUUCAAUACUCGCAUGCUUGAUCGGUGGGGAGAACCUUAUGGAUUUUACUCCGAGGUUCCUCAAAUACUGGCUGCCGCACGCGAGAAAGGCAUCGUUAUGAGUUUGGCGAGCAGAACCCACGCGCCAGAUUUGGCACGGGAUAUGCUGAAGGGCCUACAUGUCCCUGCCUCAACGCAAGGUGAAUCUAAAGAGGACCAAGAAACAAAACCGUUGAGGGCUAUUGAUCUAUUCAUCCAUCCACAAAUAUACCCGGGGUCUAAGACAACACACUUUCGACGUCUGCAAACGCAACUCAAGAAAUCACCACCGCCAUCGUCUGCAGUCGGUGGAUCUGGCCAUGGCGGCCAGGGAGGACGGACGAUACCGUUCGACGAGAUGCUCUUUUUCGACGAUGAAGGUAGGAACCGCAAUGUGGAGACAGAAUUGGGGGUUACCUUUUAUCUGGUCCCAGAUGGAGUUGAUAGGGAAGAGGUGGACCGAGGAGUGUGGGAAUGGAGAAAACGAAGAGGAAUCACGUCGAACGACUUGAGGAACGAGGAGCAGAUGGCCGAGUUGGAAGGCUGA